Zingiber officinale is the source of this 2507-nucleotide messenger RNA. Its product is annotated as phosphatidylinositol/phosphatidylcholine transfer protein SFH8-like. Bases 347 to 2221 code for a protein of 624 amino acids. The transcript has 15 exons. NCBI's taxonomy places the organism in Eukaryota, Viridiplantae, Streptophyta, Magnoliopsida, Zingiberales, Zingiberaceae. The record is from RefSeq and is a predicted model, not a curated record.
UUCGGUGAGCGUCGGUCCUCUCUUGUCGCUUUACUCUCCCUUGUCUUCCCAUCCUCCGCCCCUUUUUGGCCCUCGCGAGCCCUCGACCAUUUUUGCCGUCGGCGCUUCUCACGAACGCUUAUCGUUCUCCUUCCCUUCGGUCAACCUCUAUCGCGCGUGAAUCGGUCGCCGCCCGUGGCGGCAUCGGGCCGGAUCCGUCUCCACGUGCCAUCCCGAUCAUUUCCAGGCACUUCGAUCUGAUUCUGUUUUCUUGCAGGGGGGACUGCUCCAUUGAAGCUUUAUUACUCAUCUUUUAUUUCUUUGUGGCUUCCUCCGCCAGACCUGCUUCGUUUGCUUUGUGAAGAAUAUGUCGGGGCCGCUGGAUCGCUUCGCUAGGCCUUGUUUUGAGGGUUUCUCCAGUCAUGAUGAACGAAAGGAACGAAAAUCAGAUUUUGAAAAUUCAGAAGAUGAAAGAAGGACAAAAAUUGGAUCCUUGAAGAAAAAGGCUUUGGAUGCAUCUAGUAGGUUUAAACACUCAUUGAAGAAAAAGAAUAGGAGGAAGAAGACAAACAGAGUUGUUUCUAUUGAGGAUAUACGCAAUAUUGAAGAGCUAGAGGCUGUUGAUACUUUCCGUCAAUCUUUAAUUUUAGACGAAUUGUUGCCUGCCAAGCAUGAUGACUAUCAUAUGAUGUUGAGAUUUCUUAAAGCAAGGAAAUUUGAUAUUGAGAAGGCAAAGCACAUGUGGGCGGAAAUGCUUCAGUGGAGAAAAGAAUUUGGUGCAGACACGGUUGUUGAGGAUUUUGAGUAUUCUGAAUUAAGUGAAGUUCUGAAGUAUUAUCCUCAUGGUUAUCAUGGAGUGGACAAGGAGGGAAGACCAGUUUAUAUUGAAAGGCUGGGGAAAGUUGAUCCUAACAAACUAAUGCAGGUGACCACAAUGGACCGAUAUGUAAGAUAUCAUGUGAAGGAGUUUGAAAGGAGCUUUUUAAUUAAAUUCCCAGCUUGUUCACUUGCUGCAAAAAAGCAUAUUGAUUCAAGUACAACUAUUCUUGAUGUUCAUGGAGUGGGCUUAAAGAACUUCAGCAAAACUGCUAGAGAACUAAUUCAGAGACUACAGAAGAUUGACAAUGACAACUACCCUGAGACCUUGCACCGGAUGUUUAUUGUCAAUGCUGGCCCUGGAUUUAGGUUGCUAUGGAACACCAUAAAAUCAUUUCUGGACCCCAAGACUACUUCAAAAAUUCAUGUUCUUGGGACAAAGUACCAGAAUAAGCUGUUGGAGAUAAUUGAGCCAAGUGAGCUGCCAGAGUUCCUUGGUGGUUCUUGUACUUGUCCAGAGCAAGGAGGGUGCCUAAAAUCUGAAAAAGGUCCUUGGAAGGACCCCAAUAUACUGAAGAUGGUCCUUAGUGGUGAAGCCAACUGUGCCAGGCAAAUUGUUGCUGUUUCCAAUGGUGAAGGAAAGAUUAUUGCUUAUGCUAAGCCACCAUAUCCAACAAUAAAGGGCAGUGAUACAUCCACUGCUGAAUCUGGUUCAGAGGCUGAAGACGUCAUCUCUCCUAAAGCAUCAAGAGCAUAUUUACCAAAUCCUCGUCUGACCCCAGUACAUGAAGAGGCAAAACUGAUGAAGGCAGCUAGUUCCUCUUCCGUCUUUCAAGGGUAUGAUGAAUAUGUUCCCAUGGUAGACAAGGUUGUAAUUGGUGGACCUAAGAAACAAAUUUGUAGCAGAAGGCUAGAUGGACCUAAAGGACAAAGUUCCGUCUCUGAGAUCCAUACGUCCACUGAAGGAGUGAAAGCUCAAAUGACUCGAUAUGUAAUGACCCUCAUCACAUAUCUCUUUGCACUAAUUUGUUCAGCCACCAACCAUGUAUUGAAGAGGCUCCAAAAUGAAUGUUCUCAAACGCAUAGAGAUUAUCCUAUGUUUUCUAUGGAUUCUAUGCCAAAAGAGGAAUUCCGACCUCCAUCACCUGCUCCUGCAUUUACAGAGGCUCGCCUCCUUUCUUGUCUUGUAAGGAAGCUAGAAGAGUUAGAAGAAAAGGUGAAUGUUCUUCAAGCAAAACCUUCUGAAAUGCCCUCAGAGAAAGAUGAGUUGCUGAAUGCAGCUGUCCGUCGUGUGGAUGCACUUGAAGCCGAGCUUAUUGUCACCAAGAAGGCAUUGCAUGAAGCACUCAUGAGGCAGGAUGAACUUCUUGCAUAUAUAGACCGUGAAGAGGAGGCGAAGUUACGGAAGAAGAAAUUUUGCUUUUGAAGUUAAGAGUGGACUGAUCUCUUCUUCAAACACAUCAAUCGUGUUCUUGCUACUGCAGCGUAAUUACUGAACUCAAGACUUUGCUGUGCAUUGUUAGAGAAGCACACUGGCUACCAACAAAUGACAGCAAUCGAGGCGGAAAUCUAAUUAGCAGAUGCAGGUGAAUGUAAAUAACUGAAGUGUUUACGUUAAAUCUUUUCAUCACCUGCCAAGUUGCAUUGUUUGGCCGAAUUAGACCUAUAGCAGAGCUUAUGUGCUGCGUAAAUAAACAGUUACUUUGUUGUCA